AUGAACCCUGCUAUUACGAAAGACGUCCGAUUGCGAAGACUCGAGGCUGCUCAUGUGCACGUCAAGGUCGAUCCUUACAAUCUCCCUUUAUAUGUCUGCAUCGCUCAGGAGUAUCUUGGCCUUGGAUACCCCGACCUGGCAGCCGGUGCUUGCUAUAAAGCGAUCUUACUUUCGGAUGCGUUGGACGACGAGGCCGACGAGUAUCAUGAAGCUGCUUCAGACUCCUUGAAGCUGGUCAUCCAGCAGCAACCACUUGAGGAGCGUAUUCGUAUCAUCAAGGAGGCCAUGAACGCUGAAGAUGGUGAAACGGCUACUCCUGACAGCGACACGGCUCUUGACAUCGAGCUGACGCUGUGGCUGAGAGAACAUUACCGGCUGAUCAUGUACCGCAUUCUGACCAGAAGUCUUCUGCUGUGUGAAUGCUAUAGGUCAGCGCACAUCUAUCUUUGUCAGGGCAUCCAAAUGUUCCUCGACGACGAUGAGCUUGCGGACAUAUUUGGAGAUCUCUUCUUAAAAAUUCGGAAUAUGCCGGGGAUGCCCGAGAAUCAUCACGAACGACCCUGGGAAUUUUCGGACAACGGCUGGGUGCGAAGAGAGCACUAUCCUUGGAACAUCUACGAGCCCGACCGGCUGAACCGCCUUGACAAUCUGAAUGAGAUGAUGGAGGAUGUCUCAGACAAGUUGGAAGUACGGGCGGUAGCUCUGCCCGUCCUCAAUGGCGACCCGCGAGAGGUCGUCACUCAGCUUGGUGUCUUUGCCAAGGAAGAUAUCGAACCAGGCGAGGUCAUUCUCAACGAAACGUCCAUGCUCACCGCCAACAACCGACUCCAAGACGCACUGUGUGACGCUUGCAGCGGCGACAUCCCUCCACUGGACAGUCCGGACGCUGCCAAAGUUGUGGUCUGCUCCGAUUGCGAAGUCGUGUUCUGCAGCCAGUGGUGCUGGGAAGCGGCGGUCGACACAUACCACGACGCUCUUUGCGGCAAAGACGUCGAGGCCAUCGCGAAAGACGUCCCCCCUGCAGAAGCUGCAGACUCGCUCUAUGCCCUGCUGCUUCUGCGUGCUCUUGCCAUGUCAGAGACCGUAGAGUGGCAUCCACUUGACCUACCUGAGGUGCGCUUCAUCUGGGGAGAUCUGAGCCCGGAGGCCAGCGACAAGCUGCCAUACAAGGACUUCCUCAGUCCCGACUCUUGUCUUGUGCCACGACGAUUGCCGUUCUCUUUCCAGUACAACAUUCGGCUUCCAUUCCACAUGCUGGAAAAGAUGGACAUCGACAUCUUCGCCAAUCCACAAUACGACGUGUGGGUUUUCAACACUUUGUAUGCCAAGUUCCGAGGAACCGCAUCAGCCAGACUAUCGGGCACUGGAGGAACGGCAAUACGUGGUCCCGAGGUCAGCGCCGUGCACCCAAUGUGGUGUCUCGCCAACCACAGCUGUGACCCGAAUGUCCGUUGGGAGUGGGGUGGAAGCAUCAAAUUCUGGUCGACUGACGAGAGGGUUCCUUGGACUGGCCGGGACGGGAAGAAAGUCGUGAAGUCACGGGCCGGCAUAAAGAAGGGUGAGGAGGUGUUGAAUCACUAUUGUGAUAUUGAGCUGUCGGUCAAGGAUCGAAGGGAGUGGGCUUCGGGUGCCCUCGGAGGAGACUGCAUGUGUGAUCGGUGCGUGUGGGAAGCGGCUGAGGAAGAGCAGGCGAACGGAAAGGCGAAGUAG
Zymoseptoria tritici IPO323 is the source of this 1710-nucleotide messenger RNA. RefSeq lists its product as uncharacterized. Gene Ontology annotation, cellular component: nucleus. The coding region runs from base 1 to 1710 and encodes 569 amino acids. The record is from RefSeq and is a predicted model, not a curated record. The transcript has 2 exons. NCBI's taxonomy places the organism in Eukaryota, Fungi, Ascomycota, Dothideomycetes, Mycosphaerellales, Mycosphaerellaceae. Gene Ontology annotation, molecular function: protein binding.